Molecule: messenger RNA, 3480 nt
Organism: Cyphomyrmex costatus
Lineage: Eukaryota; Metazoa; Arthropoda; Insecta; Hymenoptera; Formicidae
Product: pleckstrin homology domain-containing family G member 5
Exons: 15
Coding region: 487-2508 (673 amino acids)
Biological process (GO): endothelial cell migration; Rho protein signal transduction
Cellular component (GO): axon; plasma membrane; endocytic vesicle
Molecular function (GO): guanyl-nucleotide exchange factor activity
Source: RefSeq, a predicted model, not a curated record
GAAUACUUCAGCGUUAGUUUCGAGGUAGGCGAUGACGUCUUGACUUCCUUCGACCGGGAGGAGUUUUUGCCGGCAACUCGAGGAACUUACCUGGUGGAUGUGCUGAGUCCAGCUUGUGAGCGUCGCGGCGUCGAUUUAUCGCGCGUCGAAGUUCUGGACAGUUCCUCGACGCCGUUAUCCCUGCUGACGACGGACGCUUCCACCCUCGGCGGAAAACACCUACGAGUAAUCGUUAAAGACGAAAGAUUGAAUUCUCGAACGCCCAGUCAAAGAGGAAAUCAGAACGUGCUGUUACGGAAAGCCAGUGGGAAUUAUCGGAGUCGAAGCGGUCGUUUCUUCAGCGUUUCCACCGAGGACACAAAUGUUGACUCUGAGGUUGGUGCUUGCACAACGGUGUCUUCCGGUCGAAGUUCCGCCGGGGCUACAGGACUCAAGGCCAGUAAACAGCGAUGGAGUGGAUUCUUCACUAACACUAAGGGUAUCAAGAUGGACUUAUUAACCGCCCAACUAGACGAAUACAACAAACACGGCGUGCCGAAACUCGCGAACGUUCAUUUGCAGUGCGACGUAACGAUCAGUGAAGAAGCUCUUUACAAUUUAGAGGGAGACUGGCGCGACAUCGUCGAGAAUUCACAGAUACUUUCUGAAAAACACACGCAGCAGCAGACUGCACUCUGGGAACUGGCUGAGACCGAAGUAGCCUACAUUAAGACGUUAAAGGUUGUGACUGAUCUCUUUAUGGCGUGUCUCUGUAGCCUGCAAGUCUCGAAUAUCUUGAUCGAGGUCGACAGGCUGAAACUCUUCAGCAAUAUACCUGAUAUCUACGCCGCCAAUCGCUACUUUUGGACUGAGUACCUACUCGCGAUGGUGAAUGCGUCGCGGUCGAGCGGACAGCCGCUCGAUCCCGGCCAUCUUCUAUUGGGCUUCGAAACUUUCGAGCAAACGUUUGCGCCUUACACAAGAUACUGUGCCGAGCAGAGCAAGUGUCAGCAGUAUUGCAAGGAUCGGUUAAACGAUAAUCAGCUUUUCACAGCAUACUUGGUGUGGUGCGAAACGCAAAAGGACUGCAACCGACUGAAACUUAUGGAUAUACUGGUCAUGCCAAUGCAGAGGCUCACUAGAUAUUCGCUCCUGCUCAAAGCCGUCUACAAGAACACAGAAAAUGAAGAUCAACGCACAGAAUUGAUACACAUGAUUAAAUCCGUGGACGGUUUUGUGGUGUCCGUGAAUGCUGCAUUGAGGAGGAACGAGGAGGCUGCUCAGCUGGUCCACGCAGCCUCGCGUCUGGAAUGCUAUGACGUCGUGGAAACCAAAGGGCUCGACGAAGAAGUGGAGAAACUGAUAAGGUUGUACAGCAAUCUCGAUAUUACUACGGCACCGAUGCCCGGCUGUCCUAAGGACAGCUUGAGAACUCUUCUUCGAGAAGGAGAUUUAAAGUUAAGAGACGCCGCCACCAGUAAGAUGGAAGUGCACGUACUUUUGUUGACUGACAUGCUGCUAAUUUGCAAACCGUCGACGAAGAAAAUGUUGAAGAUCAUUAGGCAGCCAUACGUCGUCGACCGCAUACGGAUACACGAGGUCAAGGAGCUAUCUAGCCUUGGAUUGGUUUAUCUUAACGAGUACGGGACAGUUUCCGCCGCUUUAAUUCUCAGCGCCGGUGACCCGAAACUAGCCAAGUCGUGGAUGGACUCUUUGAAACAGGCUCAGCAACAAUUCAUAUCGAUGAAAGUUCCGUCGCUCGGUGAACCCGUGAUGAAUCUGACGUCUGUCAGCAGACAGCCGAGCACAUUGGGCGAUGGCGAUUUCGAAGUAGAAGAGUAUGACAGUACCUUCCCAAGAACUCCACGCGGCAGUAGCAGAGCUUCGCACGGCAGCAGUCUCGCUCACAGUCACAGUGGUAGCAUGGAGAUGGAAGGUGCAUCUCCGGGUAGCAGUAGCUUCCUACCGAGCUACAAUCCCAGCAGGAAUGUCAGCGUGGAUACAAACGAGCAACCGCGAGCAUCAAGUUCGCUGUCAUCGGAAGAAGGUGGUGAAUCCAGCUCCGGGCACAAUCGAACUAUACACAUGAGGCGCUCGUUGAUGAAUAAAUCUCCAACACCAAAUACUCUGAGCGUCCACGUGCCGUACUCGAGUCUGGGUCAAUCGCUGCCCAAUCUGACGUUGGCCACCUCACCACAGACUUCCACUGUAUCGCCGACGCCACCAAACUCGUUACUGAUCGUACCACAGAUGACCAAGAGCAAGGACACUCUACUUUCACCAGGACACCGAGGUAUAUCCUACCCACCGCCGUCACCGCCGCGAGGUGCUCUCAGACGAGGGUUCGCGUUACCGCAAUCUCGGAAUCCGCCCUUGAUGAAAACGAGGCACGUAAAUGCAUCCCUGACACAAUCAGCACAAGUAACCAUGGGCAAUUCCGAUACCGAGGUUAUUGAAGAAAGACGGAGAAGGAUAGAUCCUUCUCAGAGAGUACCAUCGACGAGCAGUAUCGUUGAAGAAAAGAAAUGACCUGCAAAUUGACCUGAAAGAAGAAUUUUCCGAACGUUUGGUAUGGACCACAUCGUCGACAUGGAUGUACGUGAUAUGUAGAGGCUCGACGUGAUAUGUAAUGCUCGACGUGGAUGCACAUGAUAUGUAAUGCUCAACGAGAUGCAUUCUUCUCUCUAUGUGUGGGUACUGCAUACAGAAAAUUCGAGGAGCAUUGAUCUUCGAGGAUUGAUUGUCUCGCACUCUUUGGAAUCCUACAAAACGAGUCAAUCAAUACAUUACAAUCGAUUGGGGCCAUUCGAAAUCAACGUGUGAAGUUUGUACCAUUAUCGUAUUGCUACUUUUAUCUCGUUAUCUCCUUGUAAUUCGUAGAUGUCUCUUUGUAAUAAACUAAGUCCGUGUUAUCUAUAAUUAAUAUCGCAUCGUGGCGUUAUCGGCUGCGUGCAAUAUUAAAUACAGAUUUCGACUUAGACUUUUAAGCGAUGAACAGAAGGCCUACUUAGAGUAACUAUAUUAAGAUUUCAUAGUGAAUGUAGGGCCGCAGCUAGCGUAUAAUACGCCUUUUUAAAGGAGUUCAUUUAGGCGCCUUAUGAUAGAACAAAAAUCUUUGAAGAAUCGAAGAAAAUUGAAAAUUGAUUUCGAGCGAGGAAACCAGGAAUGUGCAAAAGUAUAAGUUGGCGUCUUUCUUUCCCUUUUUCCAUUGUAGGGGCACAAUGCCUACCCAACGACCAAAAAAGAAAGAGAAAAUUUUGAGUACAAUUGCCUUGUUUAGAUUUAACGCAUUAAUGAGAAAUAAGAGCAUACAAAGACAUCGAAACCUUUAAAAAUUUGUAGACUUUAAAUCGUUGCGUUCAUUCUAAAGAAAAGUCUCAAUUUUAUGGUGCGAUAUGUAAUCAACAUCGCGCAAUUCAGACAUCGAAAUGGAAAUGACAGUUACUUCAUCUGUUUUAUUUAGCUAAUCAGUCUUUGCCUAAAAUUUAUUUUACUUUUUGU